Mesoplodon densirostris (Blainville's beaked whale) is the source of this 1589-nucleotide messenger RNA. It is a transcript of the gene RAB5C, whose product is annotated as RAB5C, member RAS oncogene family. The transcript is spliced from 7 exons. Gene Ontology annotation, molecular function: GTPase activity; GTP binding. The record is from RefSeq and is a predicted model, not a curated record. Bases 347 to 997 code for a protein of 216 amino acids. Lineage: Eukaryota; Metazoa; Chordata; Mammalia; Artiodactyla; Ziphiidae.
CCGGAGCGGCUGAAAGGCGGAAGUGGAGGCCGGAGCCUGGGACACCGCUGGGGGGAGAGGAGCGGAGCCUGUCCGAGCCCCGGCCCCAAGUAACGCCGCCGCCCCGGAGCCGCCGUAUCUGUGGAGAGCAGGACCAGCAUCCAGGCAGAGCAUGUCACCAGGCAGUUUGCGCCAGGCGGAGCACCUGACAGCGCUUAAGAAAUACAGACACAGGCCCUUCUCCAAACCUUCAUCGGACCUCCGGGGGCUGGCUGCACAGUUGGAGGCCCCUCCCCACUAAGUGCCUCUUUGCACAGCACUGGCCCCCACCCCCACGCUCACCGGCACCACUGCAGCGGGACGGGCCAUGGCGGGUCGGGGAGGUGCAGCACGACCCAACGGACCAGCUGCUGGGAACAAGAUCUGUCAGUUUAAGCUGGUCCUGCUGGGGGAGUCCGCAGUGGGCAAAUCCAGCCUCGUCCUCCGCUUUGUCAAGGGUCAAUUCCACGAGUACCAGGAGAGCACAAUUGGAGCGGCCUUCCUCACACAGACCGUCUGCUUGGACGACACAACAGUCAAGUUUGAGAUCUGGGACACAGCUGGACAGGAGCGGUAUCACAGCCUGGCCCCCAUGUACUAUCGGGGGGCCCAGGCUGCCAUCGUGGUCUACGACAUCACCAACACAGAUACGUUUGCACGGGCCAAGAACUGGGUGAAGGAGUUGCAGAGGCAGGCCAGCCCCAACAUCGUCAUCGCGCUCGCGGGCAACAAGGCCGACCUGGCCAGCAAGAGAGCCGUGGAGUUCCAGGAAGCACAAGCCUAUGCAGAGGACAACAGUUUGCUGUUCAUGGAGACAUCAGCAAAGACUGCGAUGAACGUGAAUGAAAUUUUCAUGGCAAUAGCUAAGAAGCUUCCCAAGAACGAGCCCCAGAAUACAGCUUGUGCUCCGGGCCGGAACCGAGGAGUGGACCUCCAGGAGAAUAACCCUGCCAGCCGGAGCCAGUGCUGCAGCAACUGAGCCCCCCUUACCUGCCCACUGCCCCCACCUCCUCCGCCUCAACGACCCGACUGGAAUCCACUCUAACCAAUCGCACUUACCGACUCGGGCCACCACUGGGGGGCAGGGGGAGGGGCCCACCAUGGUUUCUCCAUAUCAUUUUGAUCAUAGGCCGGAGUGAGUUAUUCCACCUGCACCUUUCUGUACAAAUACUAAUUCAAUUUUAAGUCUUAAGUCACUUUUUUAAUAUAUAUGAUCUGCUCUUCCCACUUCUGCCCUUUCUACUGCUCUCCCACUCCUCCUUUGCCGGUAGUAGCCACGUGCCCCUGUUCCCCCCACCCUGGUGUACGGGGAGGCGGGGGUUGGAGCAGUUACCCUUCUUUCCCUCUUGCUGAUUAGCGGGCUCAGCAAGAGCAUCCAUAUCCUUAACUGUGUUUGGAGUGUGCUUCGUUCUGGGUGACGGGGCAGGUCCUAGGGGCCAGGGAAGGGGGAGACAGCUCUUCCCUCAGCUGGCUGUCAUCAGGCUGCAGCGUCCCCUCCCCACCCCCUGACUCACAGCUGGGAGAGAACCCACAGCAUUACCACAGCAUUAUUGUGACAGCCACGAACCCAU